This is a messenger RNA of Tuber melanosporum (Perigord truffle), 2047 nucleotides long. RefSeq lists its product as uncharacterized. The record is from RefSeq and is a predicted model, not a curated record. The transcript has 4 exons. The coding region runs from base 56 to 2047 and encodes 663 amino acids. NCBI's taxonomy places the organism in Eukaryota, Fungi, Ascomycota, Pezizomycetes, Pezizales, Tuberaceae.
CACUUUUCAUCUAUCGUCGUUCGUGUUCCAUAAAAGAAAGAUAAACCAAAAAACAAUGAACCUACCAAUAACAGAUCUCCAAACAAUUAGGAGAUACUCAAUCCGAAGCCACAGGAGAGACUACCGCCAAACAUUUACCUCUACCACUAGCCUCGAGGUCAAAGAUGUUCAAGAAAAACCCGAUGUCCUUAACUUGAUGCUCAAGAGCGCUGCUACAGGGGAAGCCCCAGACUACCGCUCGCUCUUUCUCACACUCCUCGACUUACUAGCAUCCUCUAGGGCUGCUCAGAAGCUGCGAUACCCAGACACUUCGAAUAAAAGCACCCAACAACGGAUCUUACUAUUUACCGAAGAAUGGCCGAAACAGCUUGACAUGAAUAGAAAUGUGUUGGGUCUUUGCAAAGACGUAGUAGUGAAAGCUCUUUCUCCAGAUGCUGAUGUCCCCGAUGAAGAUUUGUGGCGCUCCGUAUACUCCCUAUUGAGGACCUUGCACUUUUCGGUUUCGGAUCUAAAUAUAAUCGAGGAAAAUCCUCUCCAAGAUUUCUUGAUUACCUAUCGUCAACAAUUCGGGACAAACUAUCGUCAGUUCUACCUCAGAACUGCAGGGGGUGCUUCGGGGCUACAGGGGAGCUCGGAAACCUUGGACUUGCUUCUCAAGGAGGCUAUCCAGGAUAAUCAAUUCAACAACAUGUUCUCCAUAUUCCUCCAACAAAUAGCACUCACCCCGGCUAGCGCGGAGCUUCGGCACCCUAUUGGAACUGAUACGAGCGUUCGACAACGAAUACUGCUCUUUGCUGAGGAAUGGCCCCACCAGCUUGCCCCCAACAGUGAUACACCCGAUCUCUACAAGGACGCAUUGCUUAAAGCCCUUACCCCAGGCCUAGACAAGGAAUUCUGGUACUGCAUGUACAAGCUAUUGGAUUCCUUUUACUUCUCGAAGAUAGAGCUAGAGAAAAUCGAGGGGAACCCCCUCCAGGACUUCCGCAGUAAAUAUCGCCUGUUCUUCCUUGAGAAUACAGAGACUACAAUUGACCGAGUGCUAUGGGACUCCGAGGUCCUAAAGGAAAUGCUCAAGAACGCUACUGUACAUGAAUCUUCGACUGGCCGCAAACUCUUUCGUGUCUUUCUCAGCCGGUUGGCAGCCACUGAAGCUAGCCAGGAGCUACGACAUCCUCUGGGCUCAGGAACACGCGUUAAACAGCGGAUUAUGCUCCUUGCUAAUGAAUGGCCAAACCAGCUUGUUCUUAAUAACAAGGCCCUGGAUAUUUGCGCCGAUGUGCUGCUCAAAACUCUCAUCCCCGAGACCGACGUCUCAGACAGGGAGCUCUGGUAUUCCAUCUACCAUCUGCUAAACGCCUUGCACUUCUCAGAGCUAGACCUUCAAGUAAUCCGGGAGACUCCCCUCCGGGUCUUCCGGCGUAGCUAUCGUCUGUUCUUCGUCAAAAAAUCCCGGUUUACGAUGGACCAAGUUCUAGGAAGCCCAGCAACCCUGCGCUUUUUGCUCAGGGACUCCAGCUCACGAGCAACAGGUCCGGGCUCCCGCGAACUCCUCCAUGUUUUCCUCUGCCAAUUGGCCCUCACAGACGUCAGCGGGGAAUUAAAACACCCAAUCGCCUCCGACACAACUGUUGGAAAACGUAUAUUACUCUUUGCUGAGGCAUUGCCGAAAACGCUUGCCCUCGGUGGGGACGUACUCCGCCAUUGCGUUGAUGUUAUUACCAAGGCGCUAUCACCUGAUGAUGAAGUCUCGGAUACAGAAUUUUGGUACUCAAUGUAUCACCUACUGAACGCGUUCCCAGCGGAAGAAAGUCCUAGAGCAAACCGGAACAUCGCAACCAUGGCUAAGGACUAUGCAGUCAAGUAUGCAAAGGAACAUCCGUACCUGCUCGCUUUGAAUGUUGGGCUUACGGUUGUGGGGUUCGCAAUACCGCCACUCUUGGGGGCUUUGGGGUUUACGAGGGCCGGAGUUAGUGCUGGUUUGGUCCCCCGAGCUCCGUCCUUGACAUUUGAUGGGUGCAGGAUUUUCUUAUUCAUUUCAAUUUACUGA